Molecule: messenger RNA, 1545 nt
Organism: Oncorhynchus kisutch (coho salmon)
Lineage: Eukaryota; Metazoa; Chordata; Actinopteri; Salmoniformes; Salmonidae
Product: vacuolar ATPase assembly integral membrane protein vma21
Exons: 3
Coding region: 158-469 (103 amino acids)
Biological process (GO): vacuolar proton-transporting V-type ATPase complex assembly
Cellular component (GO): endoplasmic reticulum membrane
Source: RefSeq, a predicted model, not a curated record
CGCACUGAGACAGUUCUCGUGCCAAAGACCGGAAAGAAGUCAUGUGCUUGUCCCGUGAUCAAAUGCGGAAGUGUUGAAAUAUAUCCAUAGCGACAACAGUUCACCCUCUCUAUUUCAUAUAGAUUUUGCUGUUUUAUUUGCCCUAUUUCUCAGAGAAAUGGAAGGAUAUGCCAAAACAUCACUUAGCACCACGUAUGCUGGAGCCCCGGAUUUCAGAGGGAAUGACAGUUCUCUGGUAUCUGCUCUGAAAACUCUUCUCUUCUUCACCAUCCUGAUGGUCACCCUGCCCAUAGGACUGUACUUCGCAUCAAAGGCAUACAUCUUUGAAGGUUCCCUACAGAUGUCUAACUCAGACAGUUAUUUCUAUGCUGCCAUCGUAGCUGUGCUGGCUGUACAUGUGGUUCUGGCUUUGUUUGUCUACGUCGCCUGGAACGAGGGCUCCACCAAGGACAAGGGGAAACACGACUAAGCCUUAACCUGGCCGUGCUGCUGGCCCAGAGAAGGCCUGGACCAAGCCACUUCCAGCCCCCACCCUGUCUGGCUUCUCUCCAGCCCCCACCCUGCCUGGCUUCUCUCUAGCCCCCACCCUGCCUGGCUUCUCUCCAGCCCCCCUGUUUGACCAGCCCCCAACCCAGCCCCCUGUUUGACCAGCCCCCUGUUUGACCAUUCCCCAGCCCCUAACCCAGCCCCUUGUUUGACCAUCCCCCACCCCAGCCCCUUGUUUGACCAGCCCCCACCCCAGCCCCCUGUUUGACCAGCCCCCACCCCGGCCCCCUGUUUGACCAGCCCCCACCCCAGCCCCCUGUUUGACCAGCCCCCACCCCAGCCCAACAGCCAUGGAGGGGUUCAUACCGAGUCCAUCUCCUGGUGUUAGGAGAGAAUAAUGUAUUGGGUGUUUCUGAGCUUCUGCUCAGUGUAUUUUGUAACAGACUGAACACCUUCCCUGUAAUGUGUUACAGCCCGUUAGAGGGCGUGUCAUAAACUGGGCCCUGGCCAGAGACGGCUGUGAAAUGCCAGUUCACAACUGGAGCGUGCAUGUAGAAAUGUAUUGUCUGCGUCCAACCCUAUUCCCUAUUUAAUGCACUAUGUUUGACCAGGGCCCCGUAAGGCUGCUUGACCAGGGCCCCGUAAGGCUGCUUGACCAGGGCCCCGUAAGGCUGCUUGACCCGGGCCCCGUAAGGCUGCUUGACCCGGGCCCCGUAAGGCUGCUUGACCCGGGCCCCUUAAGGCUGUUUGACCAGGGCCCCGUAAGGCUGCUUGACCAGGGCCCCGUUGACCAAACGUAGUGGAUUAUACAGGGAAUAAGGUGCCAUUUUGUUUUCUGUGUGUUUACAUCAUGUCACUGCUGUUGUGGUUGGAUCUGUCCUUGUUGGCCGGAUUCAUUUAAGAAUGUUGUGUUUUCGUGCAACUGUCUGUAGACGUUUAUUUUUGGUUGUAAUUUGAUGUCUCCAGAACUGUAGUAUAAUCGUCAGGGUACUCAAGAGUAGUAUUUCAAGUCCAGAGUGUUUGUUACGAUGAAACAUUAAACAAAUCAAAUGAUCCAUA